Molecule: messenger RNA, 968 nt
Organism: Carassius carassius (crucian carp)
Lineage: Eukaryota; Metazoa; Chordata; Actinopteri; Cypriniformes; Cyprinidae
Product: galactose-specific lectin nattectin-like
Exons: 5
Coding region: 336-791 (151 amino acids)
Molecular function (GO): signaling receptor activity
Source: RefSeq, a predicted model, not a curated record
UUUUCUGUUGUCUCUUCUUUUGGAAGCUGCGUUCAAAAUCUGCUUGUCCUAGAAAUCUGAGGAGGCACGUGACGCCUCUGAUCCUCGUGGCUUAUACACAGCUGACUUCAAGUAAAGUAUAUAAGCAGGGCACUUUCUGAAACUUCACAACAUCAUCCUCUGAGAUUCUAAAGGCAACAAUCUAAAAACCAAGGUGAGUUUUGGCACAGAGACCUACUGAAUUACCUUUUGACAUAAAGUAUCUUUGUCUUUAAAAUACAUUGACAAUCCACAAUGUGCAGUAUAAUAUAUCUUUUUAAUUUUUUAAUGCUUAACUUUUAUUUUUCAGUUUCAUCAUGGCAAUGCCGAGAAGUCUUGUGCUUCUUUUCAUUGUGUUCUCCAUGGGGAACGCAGAAGUUCAUUUAGUACAAAAAUGCCCCCAUGGAUGGACAAAUUUUGGAGUCCGAUGCUUCAAGUUCUUCUCUCAGGCGGUCAACUGGGUCACAGCAGAGAGGGAAUGCCAAAGUCUGGAUGCAAAUCUCGCAUCUGUACAUAGUAAAAUAGAACAUGAUUUUCUCCUGAGUCUUUUGCCUUCUUCCUCCACACGCUGUUGGUUUGGUACUCAUGAUGGUGAACAAGUAGGAGAUUGGUUGUGGACUGAUGGAACUCCAUUUGACUUCACCUACUGGGGCCCUGGACAACCUGACGGUCAGCAAACCGAGAACUGUGGGGAGUUCAACUUCGACAGUUACCGUUGGAAUGAUGAAGCCUGUUCAACCUCACUGGGUUAUGUUUGUGCUAAAUACCUGUGAGAUCGCAUGCAGUCAUCCUGCUCCACGGUUACUUUGAUUUUACUACAUUUACAUGUUCUGAUCUUACAUGUUCUGAAGUGUUAUUCUGAAAUUAAACUUUUCUUAAAUAUUUUCUCAACUUUAAUCUCUUCUAAAUACUGAAACACUCCUCAAAUCAAUAAAGGCAUUAAAAAAAAA